AUGUACUUGACCCGUCUAGUUUACAAUCUUGGUAUGUUUUUUUGUUGAAGAUUUAAAAAAAUUGAUAAAACUGUUUUUGCUUUUUUUUUAAUUUUUGAAUGCGUAGAGGACUUUAUUUACCAAUUUAUUUGUAUGAAUGAGAGGAUGAGAACGUCAGUUUCAUUGAUAGAAAUGAAAAGAAAACUCGUCUUUUUAGGAUUUUAUCCCACGCAUUUUUUUAAUGACGGAGACGUUUUUUCUGCCAAAACGGACUUUUUUGUCGAUUUUUAGCUUUUUUUAGUUAUUCUAUAGUUGAUUUGAAGAGUUUUUGUUAUGUUUUAAGGCCCAUAAUUCUUUCGAGACUGAAAUUGAAGCUGAAAACGGCUCUUCGUUUCAAAAACUUUAUAAAAUUCGUUAAUGCACUUUUUAAUACUCCAGCUUUAAACUUUGAAUAACCUGUGACAAUUUGUGUCCCGAAAUUGGGUUUUAUUGAAUAAUUUUGAUAGAAAAAACGCUUUUUUUACACGAUGGCCGUUAUUCUCAUUCAAAAUAUAGACUUUUUUAAAACGUUUACUAUUUCUCAGCUCGUCAGACAAUGCCGUGCCGCCCGCUUGUGCUUUCUGGACCAUCCGGAGGCGGAAAAAGCACGAUUCUGACCAGAGCCAUGAAAGAAUACCCGGAGAGCUUUGCUUUCAGUGUUUCACGUUAGUUUUUUGGAAAUAUUGUGAUUUUGGUUCAUUUAAUGUUUUUUUCAAAGUUAUUCCGCAAAGUUCAAAAUAGAUAAUGAAAUUUAUAGAGUCAAGGGUAAUUUUGAACUCUGCGAAAAUUACAAGGAAUACUGGAUAAUAAGAAUUUUGAUGUUUUGAAACAAAUUUUUUUCAGGAAUUUUAUGAUAUGCUUUUUGUUUUCAAUGUAAGUUUACUCGUGUGAAUUUUUUUGUAAACUUCAAAUUUUUUUGAUAAAUUUAGAGUUGAAGUUGAAAAAAAUGCUUUUUUUCUGAUGUUCUCCAUUCGAAUGGUAAUCAUAAAAAAAUACAAAAAAAUUGAAAAAUUCAGAUUUUCACAUAGAAUAACUUUGAAAGUUCAAUUUUUUUAUCAAAUAUCGGUUUUUUUCAUGUUUUUUUAGCCGAUUUUGUACAUAAUAUCGAUUUUCAGGGUUAAAAAAAUUUUUUUUUAUUCAAUUUUUUUGAAGAAGUCCUUUGAUUCUUUGAAUGAAAACCAUUUUCAAAGAAAUAUCCCGGAAUUCAAAUUUUUUUCUAUGGCUCUCCAAAAAUCUAGUUAUCUUUUUCUUUCUCUGACCAUAGGCAAAGUCGGAAAGGGUGGAAAAAGGUUCCAUAGAAAUUUUUUUUUUUUUUGCUGCCUUUUUACGCCAUUUCAUCGGCUAUUAUGCACCAUUUUUGCUUCCUAUCCCUUUUUCCACCAUUUCUUGAGCCGUUGAAGUUCUAGAAAAAAUGGAAGGCUCGAUAAAGGGACCCUUUUUGCUUCCUUUUUUGAGCCUUUUCCUUUUUGCGGCCAUUAUCCACCAUUCCGACUUUGCCGGAGCGCAAACUUAGAAAAUUCUCUCUGACUCUCCAAAAUCUAGUUAUCUUUUCCUUUCUCUGACCGAUAUUUUGAACUUCGCGGUUUCACUCUGAACACGGCAUUACAUAUUUUAAUUCCCAAGCUUCAAAAUUGGGAUUUUUCGGAUAUUUUCUUGAUCUCAAAGAAGAAGCUUAUGAUUUUUAGAUACGACGAGACAGCCGCGGACCGGGGAGAUCCACGGAAUCCAUUAUUAUUUCACGGAGCGGGCGGAAAUGGAGCAAAUGAUAAAUUCCGGCGAAUUCCUCGAACACGCACAGUUUGGCGGAAACAUUUAUGGGACUAGGUUCACGAAAAAAUGAAUUUUCCUUCAAAAAUUAAUGAAAAAUCCAGCAAAACUUCCGUGGCCAAUGUCGAAAAUACGGGCAAGAUUUGCGUUCUCGACAUUGAAUUGCAGGUUUUUAUCGAUUUUUUGUAAGAAAUUGUUUGAAAUUCCAUUUUCAGGGCGUGAAAAAUAUCAAAAAUAGCCAUUUAAAUGCACGGUACAUCCUCAUUCGCGCUCCGUCGCUAAAAAGCUCUCGUUGGUUUUUCUCAUUUUCAGGGUUUUUUUAAGGUUAAAUUAAAAGAUAUUUUUUUAAGGUUAAAUUUAGGAUAUUUUAAGGUUAAAUUUAGGAAUUUUUUUAAGGUUAAAUUAAAAGAUAUUUUUUUAAGGCUAAAUUUAGGAUUUUUAAGGUUAAAUUCGGAAUUUUUUUAAAAGGUUAAAUUUAGGAUAUUUUCAAGGUUAAAUUUAGGAUAUUUUUAAGGUUAAAUUUAGGAAAUUUUUAAGGUUGAAUUUAGGAUUUUUUUAAAUAUUAAAUUAAGAAUUUUUUUAAGGUUAAAUGUGAAGAAAGCGGAUUUUUUUCAAAUUUUAGCUGUAUAAUUUUUCAACCCCUGAAGCUCAUAGAACACCUGGAAAAAGUCGUUUUUUUCAUUUUUUUAUAUGGUAAAUCUUGCUUGAGAAAAAAAUAAGAAGAUUUUAAUUGUUAAUCACAAAAAAAUCAACUAUUUUCAUAGAAUUUUUUUAAAAAUUUAAUAUUGUAAAUUAUAUAGAUAUAUGUCCGAAUUUUCCUGAUGUCUAGCAUAUAUAAAUGAUUUUUUUCAGAAAAAUCCAAUUUUCCAACUGGAAAAAUAAUAAAAAAAUGAUAUAAUUUACAUGAAAAAAAUGUCGGGAAUUUUCCAUUUUUUUCAGCCGAAAUUUUAGAUUUUUUUAGAUUUUUUUAUGUCAAAUUUGGAUUUUUCUGAGUUGAUUGAUUUCUGAAAAUUCUUAGGAAUUGGGAGAAAAAAAUAAGAUUUUUUUAAUCACAAAAAAAUCAAAAAAACUUUAUAAAUUUUUGGAUAACAGCUGUAAUUCGGGAGAUAUUCCGUUUUUUUAUUAUUUCAGAACUUAAAAAAACUGGUUCAAAAAAAGACUUUUUGUAGUAAUUCACAUUGAAAAAAAGUCAAGAUUUCUUCAUUUUUCAGCCGAAAUUUUGGUUUUUUUCCAUGUCAAAUUUGGGUUUUUUGAGUUUAAAUUUUUGAAUAGUUCAUUUUCCAGCUCAUAUUGGAUUUUUUCAGGAAGAACGGCUCAGGGCACGUGGCACAGAAACCCCGGAAACGCUGGCCAAACGGCUAAAACACGCCGAGGAAGACUUGCGCGAAGGUUAGGAAUCAUGUGGAAAACAGGUGCAAAAUGGCCGCUAAAAGGGUUCCGUUUUGCGGCUUUUAUUGAGCCUUUUUUUCUUGGUGGGUAAAGAAGCAUCAAAAAAGGUGCAGAAAGGGUGAAAAAAGGGUGCAAAAAGGGUGGAAAAAGGGUAGAAAAAGCAUGCAAAAAGGUUGCAAAAAAGGUGCUGAGAGGCUCGGCUAUUGAUAAUUUCCGAUUUUAUUACUGUAGCACAUUUUUCUUCACACACAGUCACUGUAAAAAAAGAUUAUUCUCAAUUUAAAAAAUGUUGUAAAAGGGCCAAAAAAGGGUGGAUAAAGACCGAUAGAAGGAUCGAUUUUAUAGUUUUUAUUUUAUCAUGAUGUCUCCAAAAUCAGAAAAAAAUCUGAUAGAAGAAUAUAAAUGAAGCUCGCGAAACGUAGAACUCCCUGGAUAUUAUGUUUUUAACUUCAAAAAAUGUAUCGCCAUCAUUUUAACACAAAAAAACAAACGUUAAUUGAAUGAAAAAACGUGACCUUGCGAAAAUCUGCUUGGUUUUUUUUUACAUAUUCCAAUGGAUGACGAAGUGAAGAACAUUUCGAAAAUUCAAGUUAAGAUUGGAAAAAAAAACAGGUUGUUUAAGAAAUGGUGUAAAAAUAAAAAUAAUAUUAGGAUCAAGAAAAAACUUUUUUCCCCACUGCCAAAGUCGGGAGUGCGGAAAAUAUGAGCAAAAUGGCCUCUAAAAGGGUUUCGUCUUGCGGCUUUUAUUGAGCCUUUCUUUCUUGGUGGGGGUAAAUAGGGUGAAAAAAUGGUGAAAAAAAGGGUGCAAAAAUGUUUCAAAAAGGUUUAAAAAAGGUUGCGAAAAGGGUGCUGAGAGGCUCGGCCAUUGAAGAUUUCAGAUUUCAUUACUGUAGCAUAUUUUGGUUCAUACACAGUCCCUGGUAUUUCUCUAAAAAAUUUCUUCAAAAUGGUCCGAAAAGGGUGCAAAAAGGGUCUAAAAAGGGCCCAAAAAGGGUGGAUAAAGGCCGAUGAAAGGACGGAAAAAGGCAGUAGAAAGGAAACCGUUCCCAUCCGUUUAAGAACAUUUAAUGGUAACUUUUUGGACCCAUAACGGACGUCUAAAGGGUCCUUCCAACUUUGCCUAUGAUUUUCCAGCUUUUCCAAAAAGAAAUGAAUUUUUUCCAGUCGAAAAAGACCCGACGCUUUUUGACGUGGUCAUCAUCAACGACGACUUGGAACGCGCCUACAAGCAGUUCAUCGACGCGAUCAAGGACGAUCUCAACCAGACCAUUUGUCAAUAA
Caenorhabditis auriculariae is the source of this 4454-nucleotide messenger RNA. The record is from the annotation of a GenBank genome assembly. NCBI's taxonomy places the organism in Eukaryota, Metazoa, Nematoda, Chromadorea, Rhabditida, Rhabditidae.